Messenger RNA from Vicugna pacos (alpaca), 362 nucleotides. Its product is annotated as beta-defensin 43-like. Gene Ontology annotation, biological process: innate immune response. The record is from RefSeq and is a predicted model, not a curated record. Lineage: Eukaryota; Metazoa; Chordata; Mammalia; Artiodactyla; Camelidae. Gene Ontology annotation, cellular component: extracellular region.
AUGAGGGUCUUGCUUUCCAUCCUUGGGGUCCUUGCCUUAUUGUCCGUGGUUCCUCAAGCCAGGAGCUUUUUUCACGGAAGCUGUCCUUCAGGAUACUAUAACUGCAGAAUGAAGUGCAAUGCAGAUGAAUAUGCAAUUAGAUACUGUGCUGACUGGAGUAUCUGCUGCAGAGCGAGGAAAUCUGAGUCCAGGAGAAAAAAGAAGUGAUGAAAAAGUCUUAACGCCAUCUUCCUCAAGCUCCAGGAAAGAAAAAUAAAAAUGUUUAAAACUCCCUUGUCUAAAUAAGAAUAACUCAUAUGAUGGAUAAAGGAAACUCAUGGUAAUUAUAUGUGUAGAUGGUCAGGUUAAAGUAAAUACUUUAU